AUGUCGGCUACAUGGCUUGCCGUGCUGGCCUGUGCUGCAGUAGGCACUUCGGGUCUCACCGUGGAAUACCUGGUGGUGGCCGGAGGUGGAGGUGCGGGCUCUGGCGGCGGCGGCGCGGGCGGAGUUUCGCAAGGUUCUGUGAACAUCCUCAGCGGCUCGGUGUGGCCCGUGGUGGUUGGUGCUGGUGGCAUGGGAGGAUAUGGAGGCUCGCCUUUUGCUACGUUGCUUCCGGCUGAGGACAAGAAUCAGUCCACGAGCGGAGGGGCUUCAAGCUUGGGAUCGAUUGUCUCCUUUGGUGGCGGCUUUGGUGGCUCUGUCAGUCGAGUCGGAGGCAAUGGUGGCUCUGGCGGGGGCAGUAGCUUCGACCGUAUUGGCGCAAACGAUGCAGGGCGAGGCACUCUUGGUCAAGGCAAUGAUGGGGCGACCUCCGACAGAACUGCAUUCGGAGCAGGGGGCGGGGGAGGGGGAGCCGGCCAAAGCGGCUUCCAACCCCCAGAUGAACACUUGGGUGGACCAGGAGGAGAUGGGAUCGAGUCCAAUAUCUCGGGAACAUCGCAAUGGUUUGGCGGGGGAGGUGGUGGAGGUGUCAACGACAACUUCCCGAGUCCCGUGGAGGUACCGAACGGUGGAGGUGCUGGGGGUCGAGGAGGGGGCGGAAGAGGUAGCAACCGGACUGCGGGCUUCCGUGGUCAGUUUCAGGAGGGGUGUUUCAAUGGUGAAGCUGGAGUGCCGAACACAGGUGGCGGAGGCGGAGGCACAGACCCUGAAUGCCUCGCAGCAGGCAAUGGUGGUUCCGGAAUUAUUGUGUUUCGAUACCAGAGCCCUGAACAGAUCCUGAUCGGAGGCAACGUAUCAUCUGUCGACGGGUACAUAGUUCACACAUUCACAGAGGUGGGUACGUUCAACGUGGUGUAUCCAUUUGACUGCUCGUGCCAGAAUUUCCCUGUGAAUGGUCCUCAGUUCCGGCAGUGUAACUACUGGGGCGACCCACACUACACAGCGAGUUGGGGCCCUCACGGCCGUUUUGACUAUCAAGGCUUAGGUGUGCAUGAGGUGGUGAACAACAGCGAGAUGUGCCAGAGCUUCCGAAUGCAGGCAUUCCAUUGCCAAUACAGAAACACUGGGAAUGCCGUGACCCUUGGUGUGGCCUUCCAACUCGACAACAACACCCGGGUCUUUAUGAACGACUCCUACGUUUUCGUGACCCCAGGCAGCGAGGAUCGUGUGUCCAGGAGCGGAAGCCUCACCCAAGCUCAGCUCCGCAACGGUGUGAACAUUCAGACAGGCGACCAUUGCAACUUUGCGAACAUCAAUGGGGUGACCAUCCGUGGAAAGCCUGGAUACAUCUUGAACGCAAAGAUCCGGGCACACGAGGAGGUUGAUGCACCCCAGGGAAUCUGCGGAGCAGAGUUUCUGGUGUCUACAUUUGUCAGCGAUGCUGCCGACUACCUCUUCACAGACGAUGAGUUCCUUCGCCUUUGCGACCAAUGCGAUUCCUUUGGAGGCACUCGCUCUCCCGGAUGCCCCGGAGCUACUACGACUACCUCCCCAGCUGUCCUGAGCGACCGGUGCAGCUUUGCGCAGCCUGGCGUGAACUCAAACAUCCCUGGGAUUCUGAGCACCGUGCAGGAGUGCCAAAUAAGUGCUGGGACAUCACCAUUCGAUGAAUAUGAGCAGAAGGAGCCCACUGCAAAUCUUUCGAGCUUCGAUGACGUAUGUGUCUUUUUCUACGAUUCAAGCAGCGGUGCCAAAAACUGCAACACGUUCUGCGGCUUGCUUGGCACCACUUGCAACAUCUUCCUGGGGCAAGUUGGUGCCUCGGGAAGCUGUGAAACAGCAACCACUAGCUUUGCUGACUGUGAUGCUACACCGGGUGAUGCAGCCAUUUGCGCGUGCAACAUCAAUCAGGACUUCAUCCCCAACGCUGGUGAGAGCAUUACCCAGAUCGUGGCAGCUGCGCAGGCAGACCCAGACAUCAGCUUCCAGGACGCAGUGGACAAUUGCAGCACUGGAUGGCUGGCCGGGGUGGUGCUCCCAGCGAACUUGUCGAACGCGUCGAACAAUUUGACAGAGGAGCAGUUCAACGUGCUCAGCUGCAUUGCGGAUUGGGUUUUUGCCGAGCCAGAGGACCGCGUUGUUAUUGUCGAGGUGACCCAGGAGCAGGAUCCUGUCUUGCCACCAAAUGCCUGUGCAGCCACCGAUGGAACGAGGCUUGAGGAUCCGUCCAACUACCCGUGUACUUGCGAAGGGACGAUGACAAUAUGCACCGCCGGCCAGUUCUGUGAUGCCACGUCACCUACACCCACGUGUUUGAUCUCCUGUGCAACCUUCUCAUGCGCGGGGUUCCUGAGGAAUAAUGCUUCCGAAAUUCCCUGUCCCGGAAGCAUUUGCACUGAGAGUCUCUGUUGUCAAGCCACCACCACCACCACCACAACAACUACAACCACCACCACAACAACUACAACCAGCACCACAACAACUACAACCACCACCACCACAACUACAACCACCACCACCACAACUACAACCACCACCACCACAACUACAACCACGACCACCACAACUACAACCACCACCACCACCACAACAACCACCACCACCACAACAACAACCACCACCACUACGACCACCAGCACCAGCAGCAGCACCAGUACUACCACCACCAGUACCACUACCACCACCAGUACCACCACCACCACAACCACCACCACCACCACCACAACUACAACCACGACCACCACCAGCACCACAACAACAACAACAACAACAACAACAACAACCACAACCACAACCACAACCACUACCACUACCACCGCCACCACCACAACCAAAACAACCACCACCACAGCUACCACCACGACAACCACCACAACGACUACCACAACGACCACCAUCACCAGCACAACCACCUCCACGACAACUAGCACUUCGACUACAACCACCACCACGACGACUACCACCACCACCGCCGCCACCAUUUCCACUACCACUGUCAGCAUGAGCAGCAGCACCACCACCACGCAGACUCCAAGUACAAGUCCAGCUCCAACCACUAGCACCACUCUAGCUCCCACUUGUGCAGAUUUCCAGUGCCCCGCCAGAUACAGGAGCAAACCGUACGGGGCAGAAAUCCACUGCAACCCCACCGGAUGUGAUGUUCGCACGUGCUGCGUUCGCAAGAGGCACCUGCGGCACCGCAAGCACAGGCACCGGUACCAUCACUACGAUUACAGUUACGGAGAUGCAUCCAUCCUUGAGAUUGACUACGACAAUGAUUCUGACGAUGUGGAGGACAGUGCAUUCUUCCAGGAACCGUGGUGUGAAGAGGGCGAUGCAGCAUGCGAGGAGGCUGAGCUUGCUCAGUUUGACGCCGAGCAUGAUCACGACACAGAGCUAUGA
Symbiodinium natans is the source of this 3399-nucleotide messenger RNA. The record is from the annotation of a GenBank genome assembly. Lineage: Eukaryota; Dinophyceae; Suessiales; Symbiodiniaceae.